This is a messenger RNA of Bacidia gigantensis, 951 nucleotides long. RefSeq lists its product as uncharacterized. Lineage: Eukaryota; Fungi; Ascomycota; Lecanoromycetes; Lecanorales; Ramalinaceae. The coding region runs from base 1 to 951 and encodes 316 amino acids. The transcript is spliced from 3 exons. The record is from RefSeq and is a predicted model, not a curated record.
AUGAAGGUCACUCUCUCUGUCGCAGCUUUGGCCGCCGUUGCCUCAGCAGCACCAAAACCGGGAAUGAGCAACUUGAAGAAGAUUCGACAGGCAGCUCCACAAAUCACCGACGCUGACAUUCUCAACUACGCUCUUACGCUGGAGCAUCUUGAGGACAAAUUCUAUCGUGAAGGUCUCGGAAACUAUACCGAGGGCGAAUUUGCCAGUUUUGGUUUUGACGCGACCUUCUAUGGAAACUUGAAGGAAAUCUCAUCGGAUGAGACUACGCAUGUCAAAUUCUUAACCGCAGCUCUCACGGCAGCUGGUGCCACGCCCGUUAAGGAAUGCACAUACGCCUUUGGUGUUACUGACCCGAAGAUGUUUGUCGCCACCUCCUCAAUCUUGGAGGGUGUCGGCGUCAGUGCAUACCUUGGUGCCGCCGCCGAGAUUGUCAGCGCAGAGUACCUUACAGCAGCUGGCUCAAUCUUGACCGUCGAGUCGCGUCACUCUUCAUACAUUCGAUCAUCGCUUGGAGAAAGCCCUUUCCCGUCGCCAUUUGACGUUCCUUUGAGCCUCAAUGAAGUUUACACACUCGCUGCACCUUUCAUUGUCUCCUGCCCAUCUGACAAUCCAACUUUGCCAGUCAAGGCUUUCCCCAAGGUCGUUUCUCCCCCAACAAACGAUCCCAUUACUCCUGGCAAGACCAUUACGCUUCUCACCCCAGACUCGAUCGUGAAACCUGCCGACGGCUCAUCCCAGAUUUACGCUGCUUUCAUCACCGUCACUGGUCCGGUCUUCGCACCAGCAACCGCGACAGACGGCGGUUUCACUGUGACCGUACCCACCGCUCCUGAGGGUGGUGCGCCGAUCGCCGGUCAGACCUACGCUGUCCUUACUGGCUGCAACACCACUGUCACGGAUGAGACAGUCGCGGCUGGACCUGCAGUCUUCGAGGUCGGCCCUGCCAAAUAG